This is a messenger RNA of Electrophorus electricus (electric eel), 5259 nucleotides long. Lineage: Eukaryota; Metazoa; Chordata; Actinopteri; Gymnotiformes; Gymnotidae. The record is from RefSeq and is a predicted model, not a curated record.
AUGGGUGACCCUGGAGAGCAUGGACGAAAUGUAAGAGAAAUGGUCCCAAGACAGCACCCUCACAGCCCCAGCAGCAUGAGCAUUAUCUACAGAUACUCACAAGGUGCUCCAGGACCCACUGGACUGAGAGGACCAAAAGGAGAACAGGGGUUAAAAGGACCCCCUGGGCCCCCUGGAGAUGUGACAGAGGGGGUGAAACAAAUGAAAGGGGACAAAGGAGAUAAGGGAGAAGCAGGUGACCCUGGGGAACAUGGUAAUAAAGGUCAGCAAGUCUGUCUGGCUCUGGGCUUCUCAGUUUGCCCCACAGUCUGUUCCACUUUAUCCUCUGCUCAUGCUCUCGCUUCUGCACAGGGUGACCCAGGGGAGAGAGGCAGCCCAGGAGAGAAGGGAGAGAGAGGAGCUGCUGGACUGGAUGGACGUCCUGGGCAGGACGGAAAACUUGGACCAUCCGGACCUCCUGGCUUAAGGGGUGACCCUGGUAAAUCAGGAGAACCUGGUAGAGAUGGCCUAACAGGACUCAGAGGACCGCAGGGGCCCCCAGGGCCUGUAGGGCCCCCAGGAAUUUCAGGCACACCUGGCAAACCAGGAGAGGAUGGAAAACCUGGACUUCCAGGAAAAGUUGGUGAAGAUGGUGUCCCUGGGGAGGAUGGCAGGAAGGGUGAUAAAGGAGACCCAGGGAGAAAUGGUCAAGAUGGUCUGAAGGGUGACCAGGGACCCACUGGACCUGCUGGUCCUCAUGGACCCCCAGGGGUCCCUGGCAGCAUUGGACCACCAGGACAGGUGGUGUAUAUUAAAGGGUUUGAGGCAGCACCUAGCCCAGGUCCCCAAGGACCCCCUGGAGCUCCAGGAAUCCCAGGGGUCCCAGGGGCUGCAGGAACCAGGGGGGAGAGAGGUCUACCAGGCUUGAAGGGAGAUCAAGGAGAUCCAGGAGAGGAUGGAUCACCUGGCAAACCAGGAGCUCCAGUGGAUGUAAAGAAGGCACUUUCCGUCCUCGGAGUUGAGGUUGUGGAUUUAAAGAUAGUGCUUGACAAAAAGGACAUCCUGUUGAAGGCAGGCACAGAGAAACCAGAUAAAGGACAAAAAGGAGAUAAGGGAGAUGCAGGACCCAGAGGUCCUCCUGGUGUAGAUGGUGGUCGAGGGCUUCCAGGGGACCAAGGCCACAAAGGUGAUCAUGGUGAGAAAGGGCCCCCAGGUCCCCAGGGUCCUGUGGGCAGAGCUAUUGGAGAAAGAGGUCCAGAGGGUCCUGCUGGACAGCCAGGAGAACCUGGAAAACCUGGAAUACCAGGAGUACCAGGACGUGCUGGAGAACUGGGAGAGGCAGGCAGACCUGGAGAUAAGGGGGACAAAGGGGUGAAAGGGGAGAAAGGAGAGCAAGGUAAAGCUGGUUUACCUGGUGCAGCAGGACCUCCUGGACCAAAGGGUGACUCAGCCACUGAGAUCCCUGGGUUACCUGGUCCACGAGGUCCACCAGGCCCUCCAGGUAUUAAAGGAGAGGCAGGCACACAAGGAUAUCCUGGACCUAAAGGAGCACAAGGGGCCACAGGAUUGCGAGGAGAAAAUGGAGAGAGAGGAGAUGCAGGGGAAAAGGGCCAAGCAGGCCUCCCUGGGCUACCAGGACAACCUGGAAAACCUGGACAGGAGGGGAAGCCGGGUUUGAAGGGGUCAGCCGGUCUGUCAGGCCCACCUGGCUCGCCUGGGUUCCCGGGAGUAUUGGGCAGACCGGGAAAUCCUGGAGAACCAGGGAUACGAGGUCCAACUGGGCCAGCGGGUCUACCUGGAUCUCUAGGUCCACAUGGUGUGAAGGGUGACCAAGGAGAGCCAGGUAUAGGAGUUCAGGGUUCCCCAGGGCCCCAGGGAAUGAGGGGAGUCCCAGGACCUCCAGGCCCCCCAGGAGCCAUUGGACCACAAGGACCUCCAGGGCUCCCAGGACAAGUGGGAGAGGGAGGAAAGCCUGGUGUUCCUGGUAGAGAUGGUGUACCUGGAAAAGAAGGAACUCCUGGCUUACCUGGAAAACAGGGCAUUGCUGGCCCAAUGGGCCCUCCAGGACUGAAAGGCGAGCAGGGUGACGCGGGUCCACCAGGAAAGUCAGUAGCUGGACCUCCUGGAGUGAAGGGUGAGAGGGGUCCUCCAGGUGAAACUUUGCCAGGAAUAGCAGGAGAGAAAGGCCUACCUGGAUUACCGGGCGUUAAGGGAGACAAAGGACCAACUGGAAUUAAAGGAGAAAGAGGUGUAGCGGGUGACCCUGGCGAGCCUGGGGAGAAUGGAGAAAGAGGACCACUAGGACCUAAAGGAACCAAGGGAGAAGCAGGCAUUGGAAUAGUUGGACCAUCUGGACAACCUGGCCCCCCAGGCUUAAAGGGUGAUCCUGGUCUGCCUGGUCCCCUUGGUCCCCCAGGGCCUCAAGGUAUAGCAGGAACCCCAGGACUAGCAGGCCAACGAGGUGAAGCAGGCCAGCCAGGACCUCCAGGGUCCCCUGGAGAAAGGGGUUUGCAAGGCUUCAUAGGUAAAGAAGGAAAUCCAGGGAUACCAGGUGCCGCUGGACCCCCUGGAUCUCAGGGCCCUCCAGGUCUAGCAGGCCUUAAGGGUGAUAAGGGUGAAGGUGUUGUAGGAGCACCAGGACAGAGAGGAGAAAGAGGAGAUCCUGGUCCUCGGGGAGAGGAAGGACGACCGGGAUUGGACGGAGAGAGAGGCUCUCCGGGAUUUCCGGGCAGCAAAGGGAGUCGAGGGGAAAAGGGUGAGAUUGGUCCUCGAGGAGACAAAGGAGAGAAGGGCGAAACUCUUUUGGUGGGAGGGGCUCCUGGCGACAAAGGAAAUAAUGGAGAAAUGGGAGAGAGAGGCCCAAAAGGGCUGCAGGGUGAAAAGGGUCUCAAAGGGCAGGAGGGGCCACCUGGGGUGCAGGGCUUACGGGGAGAGCCUGGGGAUAGAGGAUCUCCAGGGUUCCAGGGUGCCCGUGGGCCAGGAGGACAGAAGGGAGAGGCAGGACAGCCAGGAGUUCCAGGAGAACCAGGUACACCUGGUAAAGAUGGCUUCUCAGGCAUGAGAGGAGAGAAGGGAGAGAUUGGUGUAUUGGGUAUGCGUGGGCAGAAGGGAGAACGAGGGUCUAAGGGGACAUGUGGACCAAGUGGACAAAAAGGAGAACGGGGGGAUCCUGGAAUUAAUGGCAGACCAGGUUUACCUGGAAGGAAGGGAGAGCAGGGUGACAUGGGGUCUCCAGGGGCCAUAGGAAUCCCAGGAAAAGAGGGCCUUGUUGGACCUAAAGGUGACCGAGGUUUUGAUGGUGUAAUCGGGCCAAAGGGAACACAAGGGGAGAAAGGUGAACGGGGUCCCCCUGGCAUGCCUGGCCCCCCAGGUCCUCGGGGUGCAGAGGGGUCGCCUGGUCUGACAGGCCCCAUGGGGCCCGCUGGGGCCAAAGGCCCAGAGGGAAUGCAGGGACAGAAGGGGGAGCGAGGCCCUCCUGGUCCUGCCAUGGUUGGCCCCCGUGGCAUUCCAGGAAUCCCAGGAGAGAGAGGAGAACAGGGGGAAAUAGGCCUCGAUGGAGCUAAAGGAGAGAAAGGAGACCAAGGCAUAACGGAGGAAGACAUUCGUGCUUUUGUUCGAUCUGAGAUGAGUCACCACUGUGCCUGUGGAGGUGUUGGAGAAAUUCCGGCUCAUCCACCAGUUCAGACUUUCCGUGAUCGCUCCUCCACGUCCCCCGAGCUCUCUGUAACCCGGGGAGACGAGGAGGAUCGUGGGCUGCAUGUUGUGGUAAACACAAACGACCCUGACUAUGAGCACAUAUACUCCAUAGAGAGCUAUGAUGAUCCCAUGGAAGAAAUUGUUGACCUCACUGCCUCAGUCAAUCAGAGCAAAGAUUCCUGCAUAUUGCCACUGGAUGAGGGCAGCUGUUCCAGAUAUACCCUGCGCUGGUACUUUAAUUCUCAGGUGAGCGUCUGUAGGCCUUUCAUCUACAGUGGCUGUGGAGGAAACGCUAACCGCUUCACACACAAAGAGGAGUGUGAGCAACACUGCCUACCACUGAAAGAAGCUGCUCUUGCAUCAGAUGGUGAACACUAAUGGCAGGACUGCGACCUCUUCAGCACAGCAUCAGGCUUCAAUACCCUCAUUAUAGUCUACUGAUAGCUUUGAUGUCAUACUUACAUCCAUCCAUACUUUGGGUAUUUAUUUUGUGGAUCAAGCAUUUGCAUAUUUUAUCUUUUGUCCAUUCAUCUGUAUAAUUCAGUAUUUAGAUCAGAACACAACACAGACUUUUUAAAAAGUAUACCUUUAUUACCAUUGUCAAGCAAUAUCAUUGUUUGUUGCAGUUUCCAUUAUGAGAAAUCAUUGUACUAAUGCAUAAAAUCUGUGGAACCAUAGUAAUGAGUAUAUCCACUACUUAUAUUUAACACAAUACUCAAUACUGUUCUUAAUCAAUUACUUAAAUAUUGGAUUAUAACUAGAAAUGCCCAACGGUGUCAGUACUCUAUUAUUAGAGUAUGCAUACAAACAAAAAUUUGGCUGAUAUUUAGAUAUUUAGUUAAAAAACUUAAUUCUAAUUAGACAACAUUCUAGCCAAAGGUUACACAACACUAGUUUCCAGUAGUUUUGCACUUUUGUACAAAAUCAUGCACUUAAAUGCAAAACAUGCAAUAAUGCAAAACAUCAAUGACUGCAAUAGCAGAGUUGGAUCACUAAGACAUUUCUACCAGAAUCAUAUUUACACUUGCUUUGACAUAUAAGGUCUAAUAUUUCCUUUUUGCAUGAACCAAUCUUAUUUUUGGAUGACAAGGCCAAAUGAAAAAUGUAAGUACUAUUCAUAUUUAAGAAAUGUUAAAAUAGUGAUUUUGUUUUAUUAGUAUUUAUAUAGUGACAGAAGCAUUGGUCGGCCCGUUACAUGAGUAAAAUCAUGAGUUCCGUUUCUCAGGUGCUAUUUUUAGUACACAAUCUGUGCUGUAGGGCAGCUCUGUAAAUAUAGAUCUGUAUUUUUUCAACUUGUAGCCUUGUAGCCCAUAUUUCUUGAAUGAUCAAUUGUUGCAUAUUUACUUUGAUUUUAUAAAGAAAUGGUGCUAUUUUCCAAACAUAUUUAUGAUGUAGUUUGUAGUUGAUAAAUAUUUUGUCUAUGGUAAAAGAUGAUUCAACACUUCAGUUUAUUCAUCAGUUUUGGAUUCAUGAAUACAAAUGGUUUAAAGGUUUCAUGAGACACAUAUACAAAUACAAUUUAUUUGUGGAAAACAUAUUUGAGCUGAAAUGCCAGUUUUCUUUGUUGCUUUCUUUUUUCUUUCU